UUUCAAUAGAGGUUUCCCCUUUCCUGUCUCCUCCCUCUUUGAAAUCAGUUCUGAAAGUAAGCCCUAGCAGGAUUCCGGGGAGGAGAAUCAGAGCAGAAUCAAUGGAUCUCCUGAAGCAAGAACUUCUCAAGAAACGUCAAGCCCUAGCUACCGAAACCGGUGGCAAACGCUUCUUCAAGCGAUCCGAGAUUGAACAGAAGCAAAUCCAGCAGCUACGCGAGAAAGAGAAGCGCGAAUUGGAAACCAAAGCUCUCCGCCAAUCCACCACCUCAGCCGCCACUGCCGAGGCCAACUCCAAAUCUGCCAAAUCCAAUUCAUUAGCCUCCGCCUCCACUACUUCCUCUACCACUAUUAACUCCGCCGCCACCACUUCGAAAUCGCUUACGGACGAGCAGAACAUCGACAACCUUGUCCUUCCCAGGCAGGAAGUAAUCAGAAGGCUCCGGUUUCUGAAGCAGCCGAUUACGCUAUUCGGGGAAGAUGAUGAUACUCGGCUCGACCGUUUGAAGUAUGUGCUGAAAGCGGGACUUUUCGAGGUGGAUAGUGAUUUGACUGAGGGGCAAACGAACGAUUUUCUUCGGGAUAUUGCAGAGUUGAGGAAGCGGCAGAAGACGGGUAUUUUGAGUGAGAGGAAGAGGCAGAAGAAGGAAGACGGCGCUGGAGAAGAGGGCGAUGGGGGCGGGGCUGACGAAGAAAGUGCCGAUGGAGGGUCGAGUGGGGUCGACGCUGAUAAAGAUUUGAAGAGAAUGAAAGCGAAUUUUGAUGAAUUAUGUCAAGAAGACAAGAUACUGGUAUUUUUUAAGAGGUUGUUGAAUGAGUGGAACCAGGAAUUGGAUGAAAUGCCCGAAGCAGAGAAGCGGACGGCGAAAGGGAAGUCUAUGGUGGCGACAUUCAAGCAGUGUGCUCGCUAUUUGCAUCCUCUGUUCAAGUUUUGUAGGAAGAAGAUUCUUCCUGACGAUAUUCGGCAAGCAUUGUUGGUGGUCGUUGAAUGUUGCAUGAAGCGAGACUAUCUAGCUGCAAUGGAUCAAUACAUUAAGAUGGCCAUUGGAAAUGCCCCCUGGCCUAUUGGUGUCACUAUGGUUGGUAUCCACGAACGUUCAGCUCGUGAGAAGAUUUACACCAACAGUGUAGCCCAUAUCAUGAACGAUGAGACGACAAGGAAGUACUUGCAAUCGAUCAAGAGAUUGAUGACGUUCUGUCAACGACGCUAUCCAACAAUGCCAUCCAAGGCAGUAGAAUUUAACAGCUUGGCGAACGGUAGCGACCUGCAGUCCCUGCUAGCAGAAGAGAGAGUCUCCGGAGGAGGAGGAGGCAAGCAGGGUUCUGAUGAAAGGCUUCGCAUCAUGCCCUCCCCGGAAGAUAGCUAGCUACCAAGUAAGAAUAUCCUCUCCUGGCUGCUACUCUUUACUCUUCUGCAUAUUUUGGUAGUCAGUCAGCAAUUUCUGAGUACCGUUUCAGAUCAAAGUAUGUAGUAUUCGUUUAAGAUAAAGAUUAUCGCCUGGUUACCAUUGUUUAUGUCUAUUUGUUAUGUAAAAUUUGAAGUUUCAGCAGCUUAGUUUGGUAGUCAGUAAGUCAAUGUUGUUCGAGUA
Molecule: messenger RNA, 1589 nt
Organism: Cucurbita pepo subsp. pepo (vegetable marrow)
Lineage: Eukaryota; Viridiplantae; Streptophyta; Magnoliopsida; Cucurbitales; Cucurbitaceae
Biological process (GO): generation of catalytic spliceosome for second transesterification step; RNA splicing
Cellular component (GO): U4/U6 x U5 tri-snRNP complex; U5 snRNP; U2-type post-spliceosomal complex
Source: RefSeq, a predicted model, not a curated record